Messenger RNA from Rhodamnia argentea, 1970 nucleotides. RefSeq lists its product as uncharacterized. The record is from RefSeq and is a predicted model, not a curated record. Lineage: Eukaryota; Viridiplantae; Streptophyta; Magnoliopsida; Myrtales; Myrtaceae. Bases 79 to 1605 code for a protein of 508 amino acids. The transcript is spliced from 13 exons.
UCUCGCACCGCGCGACUCAGCGACUCAGCCGUUCUGACUUCAAAUUUCGCGGAGCUGAAACGACCUGAAUCGGAGGAAAUGCGGCGGCAAAACCUUUUCCCGGGAAAUCCGGACUUCGACCAGAGCUUCUCAGCCGACGAGGAGGACAUCGACGGCGACCUGUCGGAUGACUGCGUCUCGUUAGGCGCGCACGCCGAGAGAGAGGACGGACUGCAAAUUCUGUCUCAGCUGGAAAAACUUAGAGAUGCAGGAGAAACUUCUGCUGUUUGGAGCUCUGUUAAACCAUUUGAGGGGCAAGCCGAGUUCCCUCUGGAGGACGAGGUUGAAGUUCCUGAUUUUGGCAAUGACCAUCGCUUCAGCUGCUCUCCAAAGAGUGAAUUCAUGCGCUGCACUGCAGAUGAUGACGAAAUGAUAUCUGAUGAUGAGGAAAGUUGCUUGCAUGCUAAACUUUCCACUCGGUCAAGUCAUGGAAAGAUUCAGGAAGUUGACUUUCAUGCCUCUGUAACGAAAGAGAAGGAAUCGCCAACACUCUCUGUUGUAGUCAAAGAUGCCGGAGAAUCAGUCCACCCUAUUCAAAGUGCUUCAUGUUCAUUGGGACAUGCUACCCGCUCUAGAGCAAACCACUGUUCUAAAGCUUCCAAAGGCAAAGCCAAGGCAAAAUUGUCAUUUGGCUUUCGCCGCAAGGAUGAACACUUGUCCUGUAUUGUGCGGGAUGAAAUUGGGGGUUCACAAAAAGUAUGUGAACAGCCUGAAAUACGUGAAGAUGUGAAGGGAAUAGAUCCGGGCUAUCAUGGUGUAGAUGCCUCUGAUGAUUUCGAUCAAGAAGAAAAUGAAGAUUCAGAAGUCAUGCCGUCCAAUGCGCUACUUCUUGGACAUCGAUAUGCUAAGCAUUCUAUGGCUGACCUUCUAGAUGGACUCCAUGACAGCAGUAGCCUUCCAAAUUCUGGUAGAAAAAGACAGCCUAGGAUGGGCUUUGCAAACAAGAGAAGUACAUUUUCUACGGGACAAGGAAAGCCGGAUGAUGAAGGGGAGCUCGAGGCAAUGGAUAGUAAAUCACCUAGUGAAGAUGAAAGCAACUUAGAUGAGCUGAAGCUUCCUGCGGCAUAUCGUAAACGACAAAGCAUGGCAGAUUGCAUUCAGCAAGUUUUAGAUUCUACUCCUUUGGACAGUGGAAGUGCUCUUAUCACAGUUCCGAAGUCAUCAGGCGUUGGACUAUUUGGAAAAUUGCAACAGGUCAUGCAGGUUGAAAAGGAGAGCGAGCAGGAAUUCUUGAAGAGGCUGCAGGCUGGUGCCAGUGCAAGUAGAUCAGGCUUCAUUGAUGUAAUGAUCCUGUCAAAAAACUUGGAUGCAAAGCUCACAGUUUGUCUUUGCUCUCUGGAACAGAACCAAGAGGGAACCCUAUCCUCACAUUGUAGUCAGGCAGAUUUAACAGGAAGAAAGAGGACUGUAAUUUUUAACCCAAGAAUUUGCAACGAUGUUGAUCUUGAAAUUGGAAACCUGAUUCGCAUUUAUUCCCCUUGGAAGGAGGUUCAAGUCAUGGGCUAUGAGAAGGGCAUUAUUUUGUCCACGUGCUUUUCUCAUGUAUCAGUUGGACUUGAGGUUUGACCAAGGAGGUGACAGCAUAACCUUCCCGGGUAGUUCAUUUGAUUGAUCUGUCAACACUUUCUGUUCAUCUUUUCGAAGUUGAGGCACAAUCAAAGGCGAAAUCUAUGGUUGCAUAAUCCCCUGUACUUGUUUAUGUUUUUCACAUCCUCUUUUUUUUUUUGUCCGUUUUCUUUUCUUUGUUAAGUCAAGUCUUUCACAUAUCCUGUGAUGGCAGCUGCCAGAUAAUGCAAUAUCUCUGGAGUGGAGUCUUACAUGGGGUCUAUAAUUAAAACUUAACAUAAAUGAAAGGAGCGUUGGUUUGAAGAGAUUGGUUUCUAGAGUGAAAUUUUCUCACUAGGACGAGGAGUUUGCAUGAACUUCUUUUU